GGUAGAAUAGCCGCAGCCAGGCUAGUCUGACUAUAGAACACGAACACGUACCACGCCAAGUAAAUUUUUCCUAGGGAGAAAAUAUUAAACUCAUUGAAUUGUUGCUUUACCUCCGCGAAACGGAAAACUCAUUUCACUGUGGUUGUAACCAGAUACAACAGAUCCAGAUAGUGACAAACGCCCAUCGCUCGUAUUGACUUUACAGUAGGUAGUGAAAGAACCGGCCUAGCAGCCUGCAUUCAGUUGAAGUGCGUUCGUUGUGCGUAUCGCGUCGUUUUUACGUAGAGUCCGCAGAAUUGAUCAGAGAUUGUUUGUAAAAAAUUGUGAGUCCUUUAAGGAUCGUAACAAAUAGUGUGCAAAACAGUGCUAAGGGACUUAUUGCUAAUUCGAUUCGAAUAAAAUACCGAGUGUGAAUUUCGGGAGAAGAAACUUUGAAAAAUAAGCUAAAAAUGGAUAACAACGUAGCGGUAAAUAAAGUAGAUCCCGCAUUGGUCGGUGAUAUCCAACAGGAUAACUUGGGCCUGUUGCCACAUUUGGAAUCGCUCGAGAGAAUGAUGCAGUUACCGGUGGUUGGCGCAGCUUGGCAACAGAGCCAGGACGUCUAUGAAAAAGUUAAAAGCCACAAUCGUAUGUUCAAUUGGGCAUUCAGUACAGCCGAAGAUGCCGUUCAUCGGGCCAUCAGUACAGCCGCCCCUAUCGUUUCAAAAUUCGAUCGUCCAAUUCACUAUGUUGAUCAAACAUUGGUCAAGGGAAUUGAUAAAUUGGAAGUGACGGCACCCAUUAUCAAAGAGCAGCCGCAAGAGAUUUACAAUCAGGCCAAAAACAAGGUCAUUGAUGUCGUACAGCCGCACAUCAACAAGGUUUGUGCACUACGGGUGGCUGGCCAGCAAAAGGCAUCCUCGCUGAAAGAUCUUUCCUGGCAAAAGGCUAACGAGGUUCUGGCCACACAAUAUGGAAGCAUCGCAGUUAGCGGAGUGGACCAAACUUCAGCAUUGGCAGAACGACUCUUGGACUACUACUUUCCAAAAACUGAAUCAGACAUUGAGAAUGAUGACGCACCGAUUUCUGCUGCCGAUGAUCCUGUCCUUCAUACAGUCCAAACAGUCGGGCGUCUUUCCAACAAAGUUUCCCGUCGUGUAUAUCGUUCUGUUUCCCGCCAAAUUAAACAAUUGAAAAAGGAAGAUGUUCACGAGUACGUUGCAUCCCUCAUUGCCGUCCUGCGGCUGACACAAUACCUAAACUUCAUCAAUGAAAAAGUUCAGUCAGUGAACCAGUCUAACGAGAAUGUUAACGAAAGUGUUAGUAAUGAAAAUAAGACUGAGCAAGUUCCAGCCCCCGUAGAAAAUAAUGCUGUAGAAAAAAUUGAGGAGAAGAAAGACAUUCCAUUUAGCGAUUAUUGAGGAAGAUCAAAUUUAUUGUUAUCAUUAGUAAAAAUCAAUUUAACGUAAUUUACUAUGUUAGGGUAAAAAUUGCCACCGUACAAUAUGAUAUGCUAGAUAAGAAGGGAGAGGUUAGAAGCUUCCCUUCCAGAUACAUACUCUACUAACUACCGUUAUGUAAAUAUUUAUGUUAAUUCUUAUAUGUUCUUAUCUCUUACUAUUCUUUCGAACUCUUACAAUUAUUCUUAUUCGUUUUCCAUAAAGGAUUCUCAGCGCCCAUAUGCAUGUAGCCCCAAUACAUAAUUUAGGCCUAGAAUGGCUUUCAUUGUUUAAAAAGUCAGAAGAGUGAAAAUCAUGUUUAAUGAACAGUGUCUAGAUUUAAGUGAAAAUGUUGCCAAAAAAAUAUUUUGAGUUGCGUAGUGUUAGUGAGAAUCAAAGGAUUUUUCUGUUUGUUUGAUGUAAAUACGUUUAGGCGAGUGUAGCGCGUAACUCCCAUUAUCGAUAGCGUUAAGCCAUGUGUAUCUUAAGGUAAACCUUUUUCUACACUGAUAUGUAUAUUGAUAUUUUUGUUCCUGGAAUAUGAUUCGAUAUUAUAUGAAAACAAUGAUAUAUAAAAAGGAUAUUAAAGAAAAUUGAGAAAGAGUGAA
Molecule: messenger RNA, 2026 nt
Organism: Hermetia illucens (black soldier fly)
Lineage: Eukaryota; Metazoa; Arthropoda; Insecta; Diptera; Stratiomyidae
Gene: Lsd-2
Product: lipid storage droplets surface-binding protein 2
Exons: 3
Coding region: 450-1400 (316 amino acids)
Biological process (GO): positive regulation of triglyceride storage; lipid storage
Cellular component (GO): lipid droplet; cytosol
Source: RefSeq, a predicted model, not a curated record